Ostreococcus tauri is the source of this 1389-nucleotide messenger RNA. RefSeq names its product Transcription factor DP. Gene Ontology annotation, biological process: regulation of cell cycle; regulation of transcription by RNA polymerase II. The transcript has 2 exons. The record is from RefSeq and is a predicted model, not a curated record. Gene Ontology annotation, cellular component: transcription regulator complex; nucleus. Lineage: Eukaryota; Viridiplantae; Chlorophyta; Mamiellophyceae; Mamiellales; Bathycoccaceae. Bases 1 to 1389 code for a protein of 462 amino acids. Gene Ontology annotation, molecular function: RNA polymerase II transcription regulatory region sequence-specific DNA binding; DNA-binding transcription factor activity, RNA polymerase II-specific.
AUGCCGCCGCGAUGGCGCGAGCCGAGGACGGACGCGAGCGAUGACGCGUUGGCGAGCGAGUUGUUCGACGCGUUACGGGACGAGGGAGUGUUGGGAUACGCGAACGUGGACGAUAUAUUGGGACAGGCGAGGUUUGAGGGCGAGGACGCGUUCACGCGGGAGUUUGCGGAGUCGCGGCGGGCGGCGACGACGAGCGGGAAGAGCGAAUCGCCGGACGCGCUGGGUGGGUCGUUUACGCCCGCGUUCGGGACGCCCGAUCGCGUGCGUUUGCGAGAUGCGACGGGUUUCGGGGUCGGUGAUGCGAUGGGUGAGCCACGGGUCGGAGUCGCGCACGCGGGGGCGAGCGCGUCGACGGCGAGAUACGAUCGAGACGCGGCUGAGGCUUCAAUGCAGGCGGCGGCGAAAUACGUAAUCGAAGCGCGCGCGUCCAUCGCGGAUGCGCGCGCGAGUUUAAGAGCCAGGGGAGAUGCGAGCGCGAGAGAUGAGGUAGAUGCUAUGUAUUCGACGCCGAAAGCGUCGACGAGCGCUCGGAAGACGCCCGCGGGACAGACGCCGACAACGCCAUCCGCGCAGACGCCUGGAGAGCGAGAGCAAAAGGGCCUGCGGCAUUUUAGCAUGCGCGUGUGCGAGAAAGUGGAGGAGAAGAUGCACACGUCGUAUAAUGAGGUGGCAAAUGAGCUCGUGGAGGAGCUCAGGCUCGCGGCGCAGCAGGCGAACACGGAGUUUGAUGAGAAGAACGUGCGGCGCCGCGUGUACGACGCGCUCAACGUGAUCGAGGCUGUGGGCAUAAUCACGAAGAAGAAGAAGGAGAUUUUCUGGAGCGGCUACCCGCCGGGAUGCAUGAAACCCGGGGAGCUACCCCCGAAGAGGGCCGGAACGACGGGAACGCCCGAGGCUACAACGCCGAGGACGGCUGCGCCGACCUGGGCGACGAGUGAGGCCGGAAUCGAAGAGUUCGAGAAGAAGGUGAACCAUCUUGCAGAGCUCGUGGAGCAACACGACGCCAUCAUCGCGCUCGUCGAUCGUAACCGCGAAGCAAUGGCGAAGUCGAACGGUGCGCCGAUAACGGGCAUUCAACUCCCAUUCAUUUUGAUUCAAACCAAGGCGGACGCAGAGGUGGACGUAGAAAUUUCAGAGGAUCAAAGACACGUGCAUCUGGACUUCAACCAGACGCCGUUUCAGAUCCACGACGGAUUCCACGUCUUGACAAAAAUGAUCAAACAGCAUCCGAUCCGCAUCCCGAGAGAAGACGCGGGUCCGAGUGGGUUGGACACGACCGGUAAGUCGACGGAGACGAACGAGGAGCCGGCAGUCAAGCGCAAAACAACAGCCGCGUCGCCACUCGAGGAGAACACCGGGGUUACAGGGAAGCGAACAAAGAAGAGUUGA